Molecule: messenger RNA, 1769 nt
Organism: Pangasianodon hypophthalmus (striped catfish)
Lineage: Eukaryota; Metazoa; Chordata; Actinopteri; Siluriformes; Pangasiidae
Gene: crabp2a
Product: cellular retinoic acid binding protein 2, a
Exons: 4
Coding region: 247-675 (142 amino acids)
Biological process (GO): fatty acid transport
Cellular component (GO): cytosol; nucleus
Molecular function (GO): fatty acid binding
Source: RefSeq, a predicted model, not a curated record
GUUAAAGUGGAGGAUAAGAGGCUUUUGCAGCUCGUGCGGUCCACUUUAAACAAGUCUUGGCCUGAGCGGUUGAUACACCGAGCGAUAAAAAAGAAAGAGGAAACAGAAGGAUUUGAACUUCUUACCAGAAUAAACACAACAGAGCCUGAAGCAAAAUAGUAAGGGAAAAAAAAUCUGAGAAACUGAAUACGAUUACAGAUAGAGAAAUUACAGGAGUGGAUUAGGGCAAGACAGUCAGAGAGCAUCAUGGAGCGCAAAAUCCCUGACUUCUCCGGGACCUGGAAAAUGAAGAGCUCAGAAAACUUCGAGGAGCUUCUGAAAGCACUGGGUGUGAACGUGAUGCUUCGGAAGAUUGCUGUAGCAGCAGCAUCAAAACCAUCAGUGGAGAUUUCACAGGACGGUGAGACGCUGUCAAUCAAGACCUCCACCUCAGUUAGGACCACCCAUGUGACCUUCACUGUGGGACAGGAGUUUAUGGAGACCACAGUGGACGGACGGCCUUGCACGAGCUUUCCUCGCUGGGAGACAGACAGUAAGAUCAGCUGUGAGCAAACUCUACAGAAAGGAGACGGCCCUAAGACUUCCUGGACCAGGGAAAUGACCAAUGAUGGAGAACUGAUCCUGACAAUGACUGCAGAUGACGUCGUGUGCACAAGAGUUUACAUCAGAGAGUGAAAGUAAAAAACAACAAAAGCAGUAAUGUCAUCUUUUGUGUUCCCCGACUUCCCUGACUAGCCCUGUUAAGGCUUGACAAAAUCCAGCACGUGCCACAUUUAUUAUCCAUGUUACCUUUAGACUACAUGCUUAUUAAGUUACACAUUAACGUACGCAUACAUUGACCAAAUGUAUGUGGAUGUAAGCAAUAUUAGAAACACAUUCCACUAAUAAUAAGUAUACAGUAGGAUGUUAAAUAUAGUUACUUUGUAUGUCUGUUCCAUGUUUGAAUGCAAGUUGAGGAGAUGAAGUUUAGUCCAUGUUUAGUUUUGUAUUUCCUUAGAUAUAUUCAUCUUUACACCAGUCUAGUUUGCAGAUCAGCUUUCUCAGUUUAAUACGCAGAUGUCAACACUGUUACAGAGGAGGAUUCUGGGGAGAUCCGGCGUGUUACAUUAGGGUUUAAAACUCUGCAGGAUGGAAGUUGUUCAGGAGGAAGACUGGGCAAAAAUGGCAAGACUGGAAUACUUUGCUGGUCAUGUACUAAUAUAUAUGGGAUAAUCUCAUGCUACAUCAGAACCCUACUCUGAGGCACACACUAAAUAUGAGCCCUGGAUCCAGAGCACUUUUACAAUUGGUGUAACUUCAAUUUUUAAUCCAAACUUUAAUCCAAAGCUGGGAAAUUGGCAUAGAUUCAGUUGACAUUGAAGUAGUGAACCAGCGAGUUUGUCAGGUUGUCAUACUGAGGUUAAAAUAAUAAAAUCGGCUUGCAUCAAUAGCAAAAUUCUGGCCCGUGUUAUGAAGUCAAUUUAUCCCAGAAAGCCCUGACAGGAAUAAGCGUGUUUAGGGAACGUGUAUGACCUAUGGGAAGAGUUGGUGUAGGUACUGUACUGCACGACAUCUGUAGCUUCUUAGCAAUUAAAAAAAAAAUACUGUAUUUGCAUAUUGUUCUCUUCCUAGCCUCAUUUCCUCAGCAUCUCUUCUUUUUGUUUGUUAAGGUUUUGUAUAUACUUCACUAAAAUAUUAUGCUGUUAUACUUUUUAUUAUGUGUCUUUUAUAUAAAUGUGGUCAGUAGUAAUGAAGCCUAUAGGAGACUUUACAAUAAAAAGUAAAUAAAG